This is a messenger RNA of Fulmarus glacialis (Northern fulmar), 375 nucleotides long. RefSeq names its product kallikrein-14-like. Gene Ontology annotation, molecular function: serine-type endopeptidase activity. The transcript is spliced from 2 exons. Gene Ontology annotation, biological process: proteolysis. The annotation marks the transcript as partial. The record is from RefSeq and is a predicted model, not a curated record. Lineage: Eukaryota; Metazoa; Chordata; Aves; Procellariiformes; Procellariidae.
AUGGGUGACCACAGCUUGAAGACCAAGGAAGGGACGGAGCAGUGCAUCAACUCGGCCAAGGCCUUCAUCCACCCCAACUACAACCCCACCACCCAUGACAGUGACAUCAUGCUGCUGAAGCUCCAGAAACCGGCCCGUUUCACCGACCGCAUCCACCCCGUGGACCUCCCCAAACGUUGUCCUCCACCCAACACCGAGUGCAUCGUGUCCGGUUGGGGCAGCACCAGCAGCCCUGAAGGGUACUUCCCAGAUGUUCUCCAGUGCGCCGUGGUCUACACCAUGCCCAACGAAGAAUGCGGCAAACUCUACCCCAAAGGCAUCACCAAGAACAUGCUCUGCGCCGGCGUCAGCUCGGGGGGCACCGAUUCUUGCCAG